CGACACUGGUUUCUUAAGAGCCCGCUACGCGUAUUAAAUAACUUACGCAUUUUCCGUUCAGCUCUUAGCGAUUUUUUCGAAAACGGCGUUAGUUAGCAACAUCGUGAAAGUUACGUUGGAUUCUAUAACCUUUCUUCUACGCCUCUCUUGUAACAGAUUUUUGAUAUUUUUUAAAUGUUAAUAAUUACGGCACCUGAAAAUACUGAAAAUAUCAUGCAUUUCUACAAUUAUUUAUGCAAAAUUCGAGUAUUAUAUAAAAAAUCUGUUACAAGAGAGGCAUAGAUGGGUCCUUUAUCUUUACAUCGGUACCUAACAUCAAAGGAUAGAAUCCAAUUUACUCAAAAUUUUAUACUAAGUCCCACACCUCUACAACGCUACUCGACUCGUAUAACAUCUGGCGAAGCUACAUAUUCUUUAUUAAAGAGGCGCGACUUAAUGUUUAGUGUGAGUAUUCAGGACCGGAGUCAGUUGUGCUGUAGCCUUUACUGUAUGGUGCUUUUAAAAAUAUAAUUUUUAUCACCUUUUGUGAAUUGUGAGCGUCGGAAUAUAUACAGAGCAUUAGAUAUAUGAAUUAUGAUAUAUACUGAGCGAAUUUUUACGCGGAAAAACAGGAGUGUUAUUGUGUCAACAGUUUGUUUCUUAUCGGGUGGAUAACUUUUAGUGGAAUUACACAUGGAAGCUAACUACAGAAGAGGAGCGAAGACAAGGUUGCGGUUAUCUAUUCGCAGGAAGAAAUCCAAUAAUAUCUAUAAAUACAAUGCGGCUCGUGCUGUUGGGCUUCCUUGUUCGACCAAAAAUAUUUUGCCAACAUCUAGAACUACGGAAAAGGAAAGUAUUCUGCCAAAUGUAGAAAUCAUUGCCAAUAUUACCGAAUCUUCACCUGAAUCCCCAGAGAUAGAAAAAAGGAAAACGGUAGAGAACAAUGAUGACCGUCUUGACGUAUGCCAAGUGACGAAUGGUGCUCACAUUGAACACUUGUAGGCUAUUAUGUAAAACUGUUUGAGUUUCUCUUUCAUUUGAACAUUUGACAAUUGUGGCUGUAAGUUUGAUGUAUUAAAUAUUAUAACAUGUUAAAACCCCUCUAUUCAUUUUGAAACACGCUGUAUAUAAAAAUAUUCCAUUUUUUUUCCUUACUGCUGUGAAUGAGUCGUGUACCUUAUGACUAUAAGAAUUAAACCAUUGUACAUAAUAAAUAAAUAUUUUUAACAUAAGGUAUUUUUGUGUUGCUUAAAGCUAAUUUGAAAAUUCCCGAAAGAUUCCCUUAUUUAUGCGUACAAAGGA
This is a messenger RNA of Photinus pyralis (common eastern firefly), 1281 nucleotides long. RefSeq lists its product as uncharacterized. The record is from RefSeq and is a predicted model, not a curated record. Bases 673 to 981 code for a protein of 102 amino acids. The transcript is spliced from 4 exons. Lineage: Eukaryota; Metazoa; Arthropoda; Insecta; Coleoptera; Lampyridae.